Messenger RNA from Solenopsis invicta (red fire ant), 1580 nucleotides. It is a transcript of the gene SrpRbeta, whose product is annotated as signal recognition particle receptor subunit beta. Gene Ontology annotation, biological process: Golgi to plasma membrane protein transport; intracellular protein transport; protein localization to organelle. Bases 190 to 924 code for a protein of 244 amino acids. The transcript has 5 exons. Lineage: Eukaryota; Metazoa; Arthropoda; Insecta; Hymenoptera; Formicidae. Gene Ontology annotation, molecular function: GTP binding. The record is from RefSeq and is a predicted model, not a curated record. Gene Ontology annotation, cellular component: Golgi apparatus.
GUACGAUGCAUUGUAGAACAGACCUAGCGCUACUUCGUAUGCAUCUUGUGCAUCUUUUCCUUCGAAAUGUUGUACGUUAAUGUAUGCGGUGUAUGCUCGUGUAUAACCUCCAACCAGAUCUGUAUCAUCGGCAUAUGUCUCUAACGUACUCUAACGGCUUAUAAGAUAAGGGUAUCACACAUCACGAUUAUGAAAAAAUACAUAAAAUCGUUAUUAGAAGAGGAUGGCUGGUCGCAGUUACUACAACUGACUCUACUGUUUGCGUUUGUUCUUGUAGUAUUAGUUAUUUUACUCUGGCGUAGAAGGAAGUCUGUUGGUCAUACUAUCCUUCUAACAGGUCUCAGUGACAGUGGGAAAACACUGAUCUAUGCACAACUAUUAUAUUCUAAAUUUGUCAGUACAUAUACAUCUGUCAAAGAAAAUAUAGGAAACAUUAUGGUCAACAAUAGUUCUUUGAGAAUAGUGGAUAUUCCUGGUGAUGAACGACUUCGCAGCAAGUAUUUUGACAAGUACAAAUCAUCUGUCAAAGGUCUGAUUUAUGUGAUUGAUUCAGUGACUAUUCAGAAGGAGAUCAGAGAUGUAGCUGAGUAUUUAUACAAUUUACUGUCAGAUUCUGAUAUACAGAAAAAUGUUCCUGUUCUUAUAUUGUGCAACAAGCAAGAUCAAACUAUGGCUAAGGGAUGUGCAGUAAUAAGAACGCUAUUAGAGAAGGAAAUGAAUCUGCUCCGAAUGACGAAGACUAGCCAAUUAGAAGCUACUGACGCGUCGUUAACCAACGUCUUCCUUGGAAAACAAGGAAAGCACUUUGAAUUCUCGCAUUUAGAUUCACAGAUUGAUUUUGCUGAAUCUUACGCAUUUAAUAAAGAUCCUCAAACAUCAGCCGACAUUGAUGAACUUAACAAAUGGUUACACAAAAUUGCAUAAUAUAAUAUGCAACUAAUCUUAUAAAUAUUCAUUAUUGUUUGGAUUUCGACGGUUCCAUGAAGAAAGUUGGUGUGGUCAGUGUCAUUUAUGGCUGUUUUCCUUUCAAAAGACACAAGUUAACACACUUGAACACAGUCUGAUUCUCCUCCUGAGUAGAGUCGAAAAGUGUUUAUUGAGUUUGUAAAUGGAAAGCGAAAUGUGUUGCUUUGUGUUAAAAGUGUCGACUGUGUUCUUUAAAAAGAAAACAGCCUGUGUCGAUAAAGCAGAUAUACAGUGCCUGGUGCCCUCUCAAGCUUCUCUCUGCUACUUUAUUGCCGAAAGUAAAAUGUUCUCCUGGACAGUAUUGGGCUAUUAGGUCUUGUGCCGAACAAUCGUAUCGUGGUAAAACGUGAUACGAAGUAACGUAUUCUGCUUGAAUUUCACAAUUUCUGAUCGUUUUAUAUAAAAUUAUAUUCUUAUAAUUAGUAUAAAAUUCAUAAGUUAAUCCUGUGGAUAUGGUGGUAACCGGUGGGCCAAAGAACUUGCCUUCAUACGUUCACAGAUACUCUCGAAAAAAAGCAUAUAUAAGGAGGUUUGUAUAAAUCGUACUAAUAUAUUAUUCAGGGUUAUGCAAGUGUUUAUGAGUAAAAUAAACAUAAUAUACAUUACACAUAUAC